AUGCCUGAAUUAUAUCUCCCCCCCAAGGAAAUAUCUUUCCGUCUCAAGAGCUCGGUCACCAAUUACGUCUUGUAUUCUCGAGACAAGAAUGACCCUACGUUCUAUCACUACGGAGGAGGCGUUGCUGAUGAUCAGUGGUGGCAGCUUGUACCAGGAACCGGAACAUACAACGGCUACUACCUGAUCAAGAGUAAAUACACCGGCAAAGUAAUCUUCUCCAGGGCGUCCCCUGACCCCAGGGUCGGCCACAUUGGUGGAGACGGGAUGUAUGCGGAUAACUAUUUCAAAUUUGAAGAAGGCUCCGGCAAACACAAGGGCCAGUUCCGCGUUCGCAACUAUUCUUCAGACAUGGUCCUCUUCUCGCGAGAGUCCCAAAGCCCAUAUUUGGGAAACUACAGCGGCACGGCUGGCGUAUAUGACGACCAAUACUGGUUUUUCCAUUUCGAGGACAUGACUCUUAACCGAGUUGAAUAUAAGCUGGACCAAGGACAGAUUAUUGCCUCUAAUACCGAGACCAUUGGAACGGAAUCGGUCACCAAUGGUUCAGACAUCAACCAAACCGUCGAAUUCGAGCUUUCCGAUACAAAGUCCACCUCCACCAACUUCGAACACAGUCAUGGCUUCACAGUGGGUGUGGAGGUGUCUGGGAAAGUUGAGAUCCCAUUCGUCGCCGAAGGUGAGCUCAAAGUCUCUGCCUCUACUACCCAUACCUGGACAUGGGGUAAGACAGAAACCGAGAGCAAGACCUUCACAUCCAAAUUCUCUGCUGCAGCCCCGCCUCACAAGAAGGUUACUGCGACGGCUAGCAUCACUAGAGCCACAGUCGAAGUGCCGUACACCAUGUAUUGGAGAUCUGUUGCCACAGGGAACGAGGUUUCUAGUUCCGGCACAUACCGCGGCGUUACCUUUUGGAAUCUUAGCAGUGUUGUCAAGCAAACGGACAUUUAG
This is a messenger RNA of Arthroderma uncinatum, 948 nucleotides long. RefSeq names its product hemolytic lectin LSLb. Lineage: Eukaryota; Fungi; Ascomycota; Eurotiomycetes; Onygenales; Arthrodermataceae. The coding region runs from base 1 to 948 and encodes 315 amino acids. The record is from RefSeq and is a predicted model, not a curated record. The transcript has a single exon.